Messenger RNA from Callithrix jacchus (white-tufted-ear marmoset), 522 nucleotides. RefSeq names its product secretoglobin family 2A member 1 (gene SCGB2A1). Gene Ontology annotation, biological process: androgen receptor signaling pathway. NCBI's taxonomy places the organism in Eukaryota, Metazoa, Chordata, Mammalia, Primates, Cebidae. The record is from RefSeq and is a predicted model, not a curated record.
ACAGCGGCUUCCUUGAUCCCUGCCACACACGACUGAACGCCUACAGCGGCUGUCUCACCAUGAAGCUGCUGAUGGUCUUCAUGCUGGUGGCCCUUCCGCUGCACUGCUAUGCAGAUUCUGGCUGCAAACUCCUGGAGGACGUGGUUGAAAAGACCAUCAAUUCUGACGUAUCUAUACCUGAGUACAAAGAACUUCUUCAAGACUUCAUAGACAGUGACGCCGCUGCAGAGGCUAUGGGGAAAUUCAAGCAGUGUUUCCUCAGCCAGUCACAUAGAACUCUGAAAAACUUUGGACUGAUGAUGCAUACAAUGUACGACAGCAUUUGGUGUAACAUUAAGAGUAAUUAACUUUGCACAAGACGUUUGGCUCAGAGGACUACGGACGAUGGCCAGAACUCAUCUGGGGAUUGCUAGAAACCGCAACUUUUCCUUCUUGUUUUGUCUUUUUAUGUGGAAACUGCUAGACAAUUGUUGAAACCUCAAAUUCAUUUUCAUUUCAAUAAACUAACUGCAAAUCAUUAAA